Pungitius pungitius (ninespine stickleback) is the source of this 1052-nucleotide messenger RNA. RefSeq lists its product as uncharacterized. The record is from RefSeq and is a predicted model, not a curated record. NCBI's taxonomy places the organism in Eukaryota, Metazoa, Chordata, Actinopteri, Perciformes, Gasterosteidae. Gene Ontology annotation, biological process: cell-cell adhesion. The transcript is spliced from 7 exons. Bases 127 to 1026 code for a protein of 299 amino acids. Gene Ontology annotation, cellular component: cell-cell junction; plasma membrane. Gene Ontology annotation, molecular function: cell adhesion molecule binding.
CACAUGCCACACCUCCUCCUCGUGAUGAUAAAUACUGAGCAGACUUUCACUUCGCAUCAGAAACUGGAUUGAAGUGCGCACCAGUGUUUUCACAGUUUGAAGCCUUUUUUUUCUUUCUCCACAGUCAUGAAAGUCUUUGUAAUCACUGCAUUGGUCGCCCUGAUUCAUGGCAAUUCAGCCAGUCUGCUCAUCAAAGGGCCCACGCAGCCGGUCCUGGAUGGAGAGAGCUUCACGCUGGAGUGCAUGAGCUCCGACCCGGAGCGCAACAUCAGCCAGGUCCACUUCGAGGAAUUCUCCAAGCACACGCAGCGCUGGCGUCCAGUGGAGCUGCGCCCCAUGUGCUUCUACGAUGUCUGGUUGGAGAGGACGGCGGACCGUCUGUCCCUGACUGUGGGGUACGGAGGAUGGCCCCGCGACGGCACGUACCGCUGUGCGUACGACGACCAGAGGGCGAACGCCACGGACCUGGCCUCCCCGCCGCUGGAGGUCAAAAUGCAUUACAUGAAGGAGCUGUCGCUGACCGGGGAAGGCUUCUCCAGCUACUUCGGGGUCCUGACGGAGCUGAAGGUGCGGGUCGGGGACGACGUGGUGGUCCACUGCGCCGCCAGAGCGUCGGAGGAGCCGACGUACCUGUGGAGCAAAGAGGGUGACGACUGGAUCCUGCCCUCCUCCACGCUGACGCUGAGGAAGAUCACAGUGACGGACGGGGGACAGUACACCUGCAUGGCGAAGCAUCCCUCUGUGGAGUCGCUCAGCAAGAAGAGCACCAUCAGCAUCAGUGUGCUGUCAAAGGACGCCCGCUGGUACGAGUCCAGCAAUGGCCGCCUGGUGCUGAUGACCUCGGCGGCGGUGCUCUCUCUCCUGGUGCUCGUCCUGUCCAUGAGCGCCUUCCUGUGCCGAAGGGCCCGGCUCGCCAAGGCCUGCAAGGGACCCAUUGAUGACCGCUCUCAGAAGAAGCCCAUCUACAAAAGCAGCGUGGAGUCCCUGGCCUCCUCCACCUGCGCAGACCAUCAGCCUCUGGUCUGACUGCGCAGGCAGGCGGAAGGGUGAGG